AUGCAGAAUCCGUAUGUCCGGACUCCACUCCAGACCACAUUGUUCUCCCACACUGACCCAACAUGCCAGAUCGCAAGGAGUCGCGCCCCAGCUGCUACCACACGUCCACUUGACCUCCCUCCACCGAUUUCCCCAAAACGCGUCGCUCGGCAUCGAGCAGGUAUACCGAUACCUUUGCGAUGCCCCAACGAUCGUCAAACAGGUUGCGCCGAUGACAUGGCAGUAUGUUCAGGCACCGCAAGAUGGGACAAUCUGGCUGGAGUGGAUUGCGCAAGAGAGGAACGACCAGAUGUACCCUUCUGAUGGCUAUAUCUGGGGCGACCCCGAGCAGAGCUUUCAACAAAACUUCAACGGGUACACAAUCGAGAUCAGGGUGCAUCGAAUCGGUUACAGACCUGGCCAUGAUCAGAUGGCUUCGCAUGCGCGCACGCGCUAUCAUUUCCUCCACAAGAGUCCCAACGUCAAUGCACCCCCGCCGGACACGAGUCUCUGGCUGGUGCAUUAUCACCAGGCAGAUCAGGUCGUUCCCGCUCAGACAUUGCCCGUGGCAAGGGAAAUGCAGCAGAUCAUAGCUCAACGGAGAUGGUUGGAGAGCCAGGGACGUCUGGACCGCCGUGACUUCAUGUUGCACGAUCGCGAGCACUGGCCUACGCUUAACAUUCCAGGUCACCCGCAGCAGCAGAGCCAAUAUGGUGCAGUGGCUAUGCAGAACAGAUACCCUCAGCAGGCCUACCCACAGCAAGCAGGGCAGCCUCCUUCGAAAAAAGCGCGUACUUCGGGUCCUGGGAUUCCGCCUAGUUCUAGCGACGGCCAGCCCGAGACGACGAUUGAGAUGGAGGAGGACACUGCCCUCGGCGACUUCUUCGACCAUCUCACUCCACGCGACAUCAGCUUGGCGAGAUACACACAACAUCAUCGCUGGAUGGAAGAGGUCUUCUCAUCGCCCUAUGCCACCAGCCAGAUCGUGCCUCCUGAUCUUGGCCUGGGUCUCAUGGGCGAGCUGAAGGGUCUAACUGAUGGCAUUCUCGAACCGCCAUCACUGGACUUUAGGGAUCAGUCGCAGGAUCUCGCCAAACCUCAGAAGGCGAAAGAAGCAGAGCCAUUCACCAACCUUAAGAAAGAGCAAGUCGAGGAGUUUGGUAAGCGCGUGCAAAAGCAUCUGGAGGAGGGACAGGCAGAGAUUGAGCGCAUGAAGGCUGAGCACGCGGCCAAGAUGCAAGAUUGGAAGAAGGUCAAGACCCUCAUGCAAGCGGAGAAACGGCUAAGGUACGCCACUUGGGAAGCAGCUGAAGGGGACGCGACAGUAUUCCGACUGGAAGAGCCUGUCACAAACGGCACCGAUGAGGGCGCGAACAAGGAGAACAUGGAUGAUGUGGUCAAGGACGUGGAAGGCCUCCUCAAAGUCAAGAUCGAUUCGCAUUCCGAUGCUACAAGGAUUGCGAGAGGUGGCUUAAGAGAUCGUAAGGCAGCAGCACUUGACUACGACCAGCAAGCCAACCAGGAAGACGUCACAAUGGCCAAUGGCCAACAGCAUUCCACCUCGACCUCGACACCAAACGGAGCAACAGAGCCUACAACGUACCACGAGGACCCGACUGCAGUGUCACAGACCGUUGGCGAGUCGUCAAAACUAUCGCAACCCCCAGCAACAUUAGAUCACAACACGCCAGGGAUUAAUGAACAGGACCGCACGCAAGGACGUGACAACUCCGCUGGUGAAGCCCUGGAAGAUAUGCCCGGUAUAGAGAUGAUGGACAUGGACAUGGACAUGGGCAACGCAGAUAUCAACUUUGGUGAAACGAACACGCCGGAUCUUGGGGAUGGCGCUGCAGCACCGCCACCUGCUGAAAGCCAACCGCAAGGUAACAUUAUUUAAACUGCCAAAGUUCAAGCUCGAUGCUGAUCUUCUCCAGCUCCCGGAGCGACAGGAUCGUCCGUUCCCCUAUCGGCGCCUCCAGAGUCAACAGACCCGCCUGCGCCACCAACACAGCCCGCGCAAGAAGCUACUGCAGCCGCCGAGAGCGGACUCGGCGACGGCACCGGCGACAACAUGUUCAAUGACGAUCCAUUUGACGGCUUGACAAACAUUGACAACGGCGACACCUUGAUCGAUUUCGAUGGCGGCGGCAUGGGCAUGGAUGACAGUGCCUUUGGUGACGCACUGCACGGUAUGGACGAUGGUCAAGAAGGCGAGGGCGCGGGCGGCUCAUAG
Molecule: messenger RNA, 2212 nt
Organism: Lecanosticta acicola
Lineage: Eukaryota; Fungi; Ascomycota; Dothideomycetes; Mycosphaerellales; Mycosphaerellaceae
Source: the annotation of a GenBank genome assembly